AAGGGGGAGGGAAGAUGGUUGGUGCGAAUCUGAAAGCCGAGACGAUGGCUCUCAUGGAGCAGAGAGACGCCAUGGAAGCUGACAUGAACUCCAUCAUCCACCGCCUCUCUCAGCCUGGCGGUCCCGGCCUUUCCGGAAAUCUCCUCGAUUCCGAUGGUUUUCCUCGUCUAGAUAUCGACAUUCCGGCGGUGAGGGCAGAGCGCCGUCGUCUUGCCGAGCUACGGAACAACCACAGGGAGCUAACAGAGAAAAUAAAUGCAAACAUUCAAAUUCUACAUUCGGUUAGGCCUUCUUCUAAGACAUCAUCCACUAAUAAUUCAGGUUAUGAUGUGUGUUCAGAAGUACAAGUCUUGCCUGCUGCACUCACUUCAUUGUCUGCCUCCGGAGCCAUGGAUGUGGAUGUGGGUGCUAGUAGUAUCCCGUUUGCUAUGAUUGAUGAGAUAACCGAAUCAUCUCCAGCGGCAGAGGAUGGCUUACAGCUCGGAGAUCAGGUUGUGAAAUUCGGCAACGUGGAGGCUGGUGACAACCUGUUGCCAAGACUCACUGCCGAAGCUCAGUCUAAACAGGGUCAAGCAAUUCCUGUUGUUGUAGUAAGGCAAGGUGCAUUGGUCAACAUACCUGUCACACCGAGGAUAUGGCAAGGCAGAGGUCUAUUGGGGUGCCAUUUCUCUGUGCUAUGACCAGCAUUUGCUUCCAUGGAUGCCCUUUAGAGACCUGAUUUUGGUUGAAGCUUCUGUUUUGUGAUCAAUUGCUGGGCGAUGGGUUUGUAAAGAACAUGUCUGAAAACUUACCAUGUCCAAACGGAGAUCAAUGUCAAUGAGAAACUGUGUUUUUUUAACGGGUCAAUGUUCUGAUGGCAUUCAAAAGCCUGCACGGUACGAGUGGUAUUUGCCAAUGAUACUAUACUCUAUGAAAAGGAAAUGGGUUUUGGCGUU
Molecule: messenger RNA, 935 nt
Organism: Tarenaya hassleriana
Lineage: Eukaryota; Viridiplantae; Streptophyta; Magnoliopsida; Brassicales; Cleomaceae
Product: 26S proteasome non-ATPase regulatory subunit 9
Exons: 5
Coding region: 15-680 (221 amino acids)
Biological process (GO): proteasome regulatory particle assembly
Cellular component (GO): nucleus; cytoplasm
Molecular function (GO): protein binding
Source: RefSeq, a predicted model, not a curated record